GAGUGUCUAGAGGACAGCUUUCACCAGCUUUGAACGUGAGAACCCAUUUCCAAGGGAGGUGAGAGAAAACUGCUGUUAAAGCUUAAGGCCCCGACUGGAGCCCAGUUACACUGAUUUUGUUUCAAACAACUUUUUAAAAAAAAAAAACUAAGUUUUUGUCUACAUCUUGACCAUGGCCAGUCAAAAUCCUGAAAUAAACGAAGUAAUACAGGCAUCUGGAGAAUCCACUUUAGAGGGAGCAACUAGAAGAGCUGAAAAGCAAGUUGACGAAUUGGUUCAUGUCUCACUUAGCGUAGCUGUAACUGGUGAAACAGGAGCAGGAAAGUCCACUUUUAUCAAUGUAAUCAGAGGUCUGGAUGAUGGUGAUAAUGAUGCAGCUGAAACUGGAGUUACUGAAACCACUACUGAACCAACAUCAUACAAACAUCCUUCAAUGGAAAAUGUCGAAUUCUGGGACCUGCCAGGAAUUGGAAGUCCAAAUUUUAAGGCAAAGAACUAUCUUAAACAAGUGCAGUUUGACAGGUAUGAUUUCUUCAUUAUCAUCUCAUCAGAGAGAUUCAGAGAAAAUGACAUAAAGCUGGCCAAAAAGAUUCAAAAAAGGAAAAAGCUGUUUUAUUUUGUUAGAUCAAAGAUAGACAAUGACAUUCGAGAUGAAGCACAAAGAGAACAAUUCAAUGAAGAAGAAACACUCUCAAAAAUCAGAAGAAACUGUGAGGAGAACUUGAAGGGAAUUGAAAAUCCUAAAGUGUUUCUCAUCUCCUCCAUGAAUCUUUCUAAAUUUGACUUUGGCAAGCUUGUGGCUACAUUGAUGACAGAGCUUCCAGAACUUAAACGCCAGGCUCUGCUGCAGUCUGUGCCAGUCAGCUCUCUGGCUUUACUGGAAGAAAAAGUGAGAAUGUUUAAGAAAGCAGUCUGGGCUGUAGCUCUACUCUCUGGUGGGGUUGCUGCAGCUCCAGUUCCUGGUCUGUCCUUUGCAUGUGACACUAGUAUUUUACUGUCUUUCUUCACAAGGUGCUACUACUCCUUUGGCCUUGAUGAUAAAUCCCUUGACAAACUCUCAAAGCGAGUGAAUAAACCACACCUGAAAUCUCUGAUUACAUCACCACUUGUACUAGGACUGGCAUCAAAAUCAGCAGUGAGGCUGCAGCUGUCUGCAUUAGCUGGAAGUGCACUUGUGAAAAAUCUGUGCAAGUUGGUCCCUGGUGUAGGAAAUGCUGCAGCAGGAGUGAUAUCUUUCACACUUACGUUCACUCUCCUGAAAAGAGGAUUAAAAGAUCUGGCAGAUUCAGCUAGAACAAUGCUGAGAGAGGCAGGGUUAGAGUGAGGAGAGUGAACUGAUCAGAACAAAAGCAGGAAAUGAGGGAUGAUAGAUUAUGAAUCAAGCUAAAAUAUAAUAAGAUAAUAAUGAAAUCAUACUUA
Pygocentrus nattereri (red-bellied piranha) is the source of this 1419-nucleotide messenger RNA. Its product is annotated as interferon-inducible GTPase 5-like. Gene Ontology annotation, molecular function: GTP binding. The record is from RefSeq and is a predicted model, not a curated record. Lineage: Eukaryota; Metazoa; Chordata; Actinopteri; Characiformes; Serrasalmidae. The transcript has 2 exons. Bases 173 to 1324 code for a protein of 383 amino acids. Gene Ontology annotation, cellular component: membrane.